Molecule: messenger RNA, 2475 nt
Organism: Alexandromys fortis (reed vole)
Lineage: Eukaryota; Metazoa; Chordata; Mammalia; Rodentia; Cricetidae
Gene: Necab1
Product: N-terminal EF-hand calcium binding protein 1
Exons: 14
Coding region: 361-1434 (357 amino acids)
Biological process (GO): regulation of amyloid precursor protein biosynthetic process
Cellular component (GO): cytoplasm
Molecular function (GO): calcium ion binding
Source: RefSeq, a predicted model, not a curated record
UUUUACAGUCCAAAGUAUCUACAAACAGAUAAUAAUUUGGCAUGGAAAAGAAUCCGGGCAACAGGUGUACAAAGUUAGAGCCUUGAGCUGAAGUGGCUUUGCAAGCAGCUCUGCCUCUCACGGGCUCUGAAGGUGACCUUGAACAGGUGAUCCGAGUUAAUCUGAGUUCUCCACGUGGAGUUUCCUGGACUGCUCACAGAUACACAAUAGUUGCAGUUACAGCCUAGAGAAGGACAAUCUGGCUGGAUGCUUCCCCAGCGGCGAGCAGCUCCUUCCCACUCUGAGCUAGAGCUCACUGCAGGAUUCAUCCUGUAAACGAUAUCCCUGGAAGAGUCCCGAGAUGCUCUCAUCGAAGUGGAAAUGCUGCACUGGGGACCGAGCAAGAGUCUGGGCAUUUGGCUCCUUCCUUGGCCUCUCCGCACCGAUCUCCACCUGAAGACGCCUAUCUUCUCAGAAGCUCAAAGUAGAAGCCGUAUACUGAGGAGAGCAGACAAAAAUGAUGACGGAAAACUGUCCUUUGAGGAAUUUAAAGCAUAUUUUGCAGAUGGAGUUCUCAGUGGAGAAGAACUACAUGAUCUCUUCCACACCAUCGACACACACAACACCAACAAUCUUGACACAGAAGAGCUGUGUGAAUAUUUUUCUCAGCACCUGGGGGAAUACGAGAAUGUACUGGCUGCACUUGAAGACCUGAAUCUCUCCAUCCUGAAGGCAAUGGGCAAAACCAAGAAAGACUACCAAGAAGCCUCCAACUUGGAACAAUUUGUCACUCGGUUUUUGCUGAAGGAGACCUUAAACCAGCUGCAGUCUCUCCAGAACUCUCUGGAAUGUGCCAUGGAAACAACUGAGGAGCAAACCCGUCAAGAAAGGCAAGGCCCCGCCAAACCAGAGGUUCUGUCUAUCCAGUGGCCCGGAAAGCGAUCCAGCCGCCGAGUCCAGAGGCACAACAGCUUCUCCCCCAACAGCCCACAGUUCAACGUCACCAGUCCAGCACUGUUAGAAGAAGACAACCAGUGGAUGACCCAGAUAAACAGGCUCCAGAAAUUAAUUGAUAGACUGGAAAAGAAGGAUCUGAAACUUGAACCUCUGGAAGAAGAAGUUAUUGAGGAGAGUACUAAACCGCACAUCAUGCUCGUGCAGCGCCAGAUGUCCGUGGCAGAAGAUGAUCUGGAAGAAUUCCAGCUUGCUCUGAAACACUACGUGGAGAGCGCCUCGGCCCAAAGCGGGUGCCUGCGUAUUUCUAUACAGAAGCUUGCAAAUGAAUCUCGCUACAUGAUUUAUGAGUUCUGGGAGAACAGCAGCGUGUGGAACCGCCACCUCCAGACAAACUACAGCAAGACCUUCCAAAGAAGCAACGUGGACUUCCUGGAAACUCCGGAACUCACGUCGACGAUGCUAGUUCCCGCUUCAUGGUGGAUCCUGAACAACAAUUAGAUGUCUCUACACAUUACGGUCCCAAGUACAAGUGUUCUAAUCUAAAAUGCAAACUGGAAAGUUCUCUGUGGCUGACAAAUGGCUCACUUUUGUUCAAUGUGUUUACUGUAAGUACGCUAUUCUGCAGUGUAUUCUGGGACUAUUUUCAAAGUUUAUUGUUACUCUUGAUAAUUGAUGCUAAUUGAUUUGCUACAUUGUUGUUGGUCAUUAUAGCAAAAUCCUAAUAGAUAAAAAUGGCAUAUAGAUAAAGCCAUGAAACUGUAAGAGCUAUGGUAAAAUCUAGCCGAGACCUUCUGGAACAUCAUAGCAUGUGCAGAAUUGUAUACUGGAGCAUCAUAACAUGACAGGUUUGUACACUGUCACAUGCUCUAAAUGAUUACAUCCGUGUUCAUGACUUUUUCAGUAACAUUGUUCUGUGGGAGAGACAUUCCUCAGUAAGGUUCACAUGUCCAUCACAUGGUCCUCCAAAUAUUCCCUUUAAUAUUAACAUAAAUGCAGAAAACAAACUUGGCUGUAGCCUGUAGAAGCUCUGCCCAUGUGUCAUGUUGUAAUCUGGUGUUUUGCAAGUGAACAUUCCGUAGUAACUUAUGGCAUUUACUUAUGUGACACUUUUGUUUGUUAGUAUCAUGAUUCUUAUAUAUAAGCUAAGCAUUACUGAUCAAACUUUGGGGAAAUUAAAGUUUAUGGCAGAAGGCUUUGGUAUAUAAUCAAAAUAGCUGAUUACUAUGAAAAGUGAACACUUGCAUUUAGAUUUUAAAAAUCCAUACUUUAAAUCAAAUUUCAACUCAACAGAGUAAAGAAAUUUAAAACAAGCACAAAAGUUUAGUACUAAAUACACCUAUUUUAUAGACUUUCCUGGGUGUGAGAAAGAAUGUGUGAAAAUGCAUACAUACAGACUGGAUCCUAUAACAAAAAGGAAACUCGUAGGUGACACACAACAAUGACGCCAUAGCAUAAACAUCUCAUUCUUAGAAAGCAAUACAUUUCUGCUUAGUGAACGAGUUUGGGGUUUUGUUUCUGUCCCUUUCUCUGAGGUGAAAA